UUAAAUAUUCAUCUCAUCAAAUUCUUCCAUUCUUGAUUCUUCGACAUUCUUCACACUAGCUAGAUCUGUAUUCCGAUUCAUCUUGAUUAUGCUCAUCCUUCUUCGCCUUCAAGCCAAACGUAAACGUCAAUGAUAACAAAAAAACGUUUCUAUAAAUUCUCUCAUCAAUGGGAAACUGUAAUGGCUGUCUAUAGUCACGCAAGGGCGGUUACAGAGUCGAUAACGGAGCUAUCCUUAAUGAUGCUAAAACCCUAACCGAUAAGCAUAAAGGCCAAGAUCAAAGAAUGGAAGAAGCUAAAUCUAAAAUGGAUUCUCCAUCUCUGCCUUAUGUGAACGUCGAUUCUUCUCUCCGAGCUCUCGCCGGUCAAGCUGAAGGUUUCGGCCGCUCUGCCAUCGGCGGUCUUCAUGGUCCACUUUAUCACGUUACUACUUUGGAAGAGGCUGAAACAGAGUUUCAUAACUUCUUUCAACAAGGAUACUCUAAGAAGGUUUGCAGAAACAGUCUCAUUGGAUCCAGCAAAACAUAUGUCGUGGCUUGUUUAAAACAUUAUUUCUCUUGGUCUUAUUGGAUUCAUCCAUGGAGCAGAAGAAUGGUAUCUUUUUAUUUUGUUUCCUUUCAAUUACAAAUUAGUUUUUUUCCCUUUCUGUCAUACCUGAUUUUUGGUGUUAAGUUCUGGCUUAAUUUUGUUAUAUUAUGAAGUUCCUUCAUUUGACAGAGAUAAAGUUCAUCAUUUUGUCUCUUCCAAUCAAUGUAGUUUCUCCAUUAUUUGAAUUUUAGAAUGCUUCUGGGCCGAUAAGAAGUUAUAAGCUUAGAUCAUGUUUUUAGAUGGAAUU
Impatiens glandulifera is the source of this 834-nucleotide messenger RNA. RefSeq lists its product as uncharacterized. Lineage: Eukaryota; Viridiplantae; Streptophyta; Magnoliopsida; Ericales; Balsaminaceae. The coding region runs from base 285 to 698 and encodes 137 amino acids. The transcript is spliced from 2 exons. The record is from RefSeq and is a predicted model, not a curated record.